AGCCAUUUGGAGAGAACUGCUGCUCUGGGAGGAGGGGACAGCGAAGUACUCUGAGGCAAGAGCAACUUCCUGAGCUGAGGCCUCACUCUCACCUGCUGGCAUGCCACCCCAAACCCAGGCUCGGCAGAGACUUUUGAUCAAAGGAGGAAAAGUUGUGAAUGAUGACCUGUCUGUGGUGGCUGAUGUGUAUGUGGAAGAUGGAGUGGUGCAGCAGGUGGGACCAAACCUAAACCCGGGGCCUUCAACUGGACUUGUUGUGCUGGAUGCUACCAACAAGCUGGUGAUCCCUGGGGGCAUUGAUACUCACACACACAUGGAGUUCCCUUUUAUGGGUAGCAGGUCAAAAGAUGAUUUCUACACUGGAACCAAGGCAGCCAUAGCAGGAGGAACUACUAUGAUCAUCGACUUUGCCAUCCCUCAGAAAGGUUGUUCUCUUACUGAAGCUUUUGAUACAUGGAAAAGUUGGGCAGACCCUAAAGUCUGCUGUGAUUAUUCAUUGCACGUGGCAGUUACAUGGUGGAGCAACAAGGUGAAGCAAGAAAUGGAAAAUCUUGUUCAAAACAAAGGUGUCAACUCCUUCAAGAUGUUUAUGGCCUAUAAAGAUAUAUACAUGGUCAAUGAUGAGGAGCUAUAUGAAGCCUUUUCCUGCUGUAAGCAACUUGGGGCAGUUGCUCAAGUCCAUGCGGAGAAUGGGGAACUAAUUGCACAGGGUGCAAAGAAGAUGCUGGCAAUGGGAAUAACUGGCCCUGAGGGCCAUGAACUGUGUCGUCCUGAAGAAGUGGAAGCUGAAGCUACACAAAGAGCAAUUACCAUUGCAAAUGCUGUAAACUGCCCCCUUUACAUAGUCCAUGUAAUGAGUAAAUCUUCAGCAAAGGUGAUAAGUAACGCACGAAGAGAAGGAAAGGUGGUUUAUGGAGAGCCUAUUGCUGCAAGUCUUGGCACUGAUGGCACCAACUACUGGAAUAAAGACUGGGCUCAUGCUGCAGCAUAUGUGAUGGGACCCCCACUGAGACCAGAUCCAUCUACUCCUGGUUUCCUCAUGAAUUUACUGGCCAAUGGUGACCUAUCUGUGACAGGGACUGACAAUUGCACCUUUGACAUAUGCCAGAAAGCUCUGGGCAAAGAUGACUUCACAAAAAUCCCUAAUGGAGUGAAUGGUGUGGAGGAUAGGAUGUCAGUCAUAUGGGAAAAGGGCGUUCACAGUGGAAAAAUGGAUGAAAACAGAUUUGUAGCUGUUACCAGCACAAAUGCAGCUAAAAUCUUUAACCUUUACCCAAAGAAGGGCAGAAUUUCUGUAGGCUCUGAUGCUGACAUUGUAAUUUGGGAUCCUAAAGCUACAAGGACAAUAUCUGCAAAGACACAUCACCAGGCAAAUAACUUCAAUAUAUUUGAAGGAAUGGUCUGCCAUGGGGUUCCAGUUGUGACAGUUUCAAGAGGCAAAGUGGUUUAUGAAGGUGGAGUUUUCAAUGUCACAGCAGGAGAAGGCAAAUAUGUCUCCCGUCCACCAUUCCCUCCAUAUGUCUACAAACGAGUCAGGCAGCGGGAACAGGUAUGUCAACCAGUUCCUGUCAAGAGGGCACCAUAUACAGGCUCGGUCUCAGGAACAUCCAUCAUGUGAAAAUAACAGGCUCAUUCCCCAGUUUUGGUGUUGCAGACAGAAAUUUGAGAUCUUUAGUAUUCCAUUCUCCCUGGUGAUGUGGAUUCCAGAGGCAGGAGCAGAAAAGCAAUUGGGAGAUCUGAUCCCUGCACGCUUUCAUCCCCACCAUUUGCCAGAGAAAGCCUCGUAUAUCCAGUAUAUGUUUAUUGUUGGCACUCAGCUCACCACCUGUGAAACUCACGGCUGUGGUGCAUCACCCACACCUGCAGCGCUUCCCUCUUCAGCCUGAAGCAUCAGUGGCUGAAUCUCUGCAGAGCAGCAAUCCUGGGCCCUAUGGCUGCUCUGGGCCACUGGAGGGCAGGGCAGGUCUAAUGUAUCAGCAGCGAAACGAGGAGGAAGACACUAUCAUGCACAGCAGCACCCCUGAAGCAUGCUCAUGGUUUGAAAUCCUUGCCUCUAACGUCGACAAUAACAUCCCUGUUUUCAGGCUUUACUUCAUCAGCAGCAAAGAGUGAUCCUUUGAUCGUUACUU
Messenger RNA from Ficedula albicollis (Collared flycatcher), 2129 nucleotides. It is a transcript of the gene DPYS, whose product is annotated as dihydropyrimidinase. Gene Ontology annotation, biological process: pyrimidine nucleobase catabolic process. Gene Ontology annotation, molecular function: dihydropyrimidinase activity. Bases 101 to 1618 code for a protein of 505 amino acids. NCBI's taxonomy places the organism in Eukaryota, Metazoa, Chordata, Aves, Passeriformes, Muscicapidae. The transcript is spliced from 10 exons. Gene Ontology annotation, cellular component: cytosol; cytoplasm. The record is from RefSeq and is a predicted model, not a curated record.